This is a messenger RNA of Brassica napus (rape), 2996 nucleotides long. RefSeq names its product homeobox-leucine zipper protein PROTODERMAL FACTOR 2. The transcript is spliced from 12 exons. The coding region runs from base 415 to 2655 and encodes 746 amino acids. Gene Ontology annotation, biological process: regulation of DNA-templated transcription. Gene Ontology annotation, molecular function: lipid binding; DNA-binding transcription factor activity, RNA polymerase II-specific; DNA binding. The record is from RefSeq and is a predicted model, not a curated record. NCBI's taxonomy places the organism in Eukaryota, Viridiplantae, Streptophyta, Magnoliopsida, Brassicales, Brassicaceae.
GCAAUAACUCUUUUUUCUUCUUGCAAAUCCAUCUGUUCCCUUUCUUCCUCUCUUGUCUUCUUCUUCUCUUUCUCCUUCAACAAGUUUCCAUUGUACCUAGCUAGUCCUUCCUCGGUUUAAAUUUCCGGUAUCCCAUCGGUUAACCAGAUCCCUAGCAAGCAACCCUUUUACUCUUUGUCAUUAUCCCCGAUCUUUUGUCACCCACAAGAAAAUUGGUACAAACCAAAGAUCAUUGUAAAUUAGGGUUUCAUUCAGUCUCCAGAAGAAAGAUCUUUCAAAACAAGACUAAAAAAUCACCUCAUGAAACGACUAUGAUCACAUCCUUGAUGAUUUGAAGGAAACCAAAGUUCACAACCUAAAAAAACAUUUCCUGAUUAGUAUCUGACUGAUUGACCAGAAUCAAUCAUCAUCACAAUGUAUCAUCCAAGCAUGUUUGAGAGUCACCACAUGUUCGACAUGACCACAAAGAGUACCUCCGAUAACGACUUGGGAAUCACCGGCAGCCGAGAAGAUGAGUUCGAGACCAAGUCAGGCACCGAGGUCACCACCGAGAAUCCUUCUGGUGAAGAGCUUCAAGAUCCUAACCAACGUCCCAACAAAAAGAAGCGUUACCAUCGCCACACGCAGCGCCAAAUCCAAGAGCUAGAAUCGUUCUUUAAAGAAUGUCCUCAUCCAGAUGAUAAGCAACGUAAAGAGUUGAGCCGCGAUCUCUGCUUAGAGCCUCUUCAAGUAAAGUUUUGGUUCCAAAACAAACGCACACAAAUGAAGGCACAACAUGAGAGGCAUGAGAACCAGAUUCUUAAGUCAGACAAUGACAAGCUCAGAGCAGAGAACAACAGAUACAAGGAGGCUCUAAGCAACGCUACAUGCCCUAACUGUGGCGGUCCAGCUGCUAUCGGAGAAAUGUCCUUCGAUGAACAGCAUCUCAGGAUCGAAAAUGUUCGCCUCCGCGAAGAGAUUGAUAGGAUCUCUGCCAUUGCUGCAAAGUACGUUGGGAAGCCAGUAGGAUCUUCAUUCGCUCCACUAGAGAUCCACGCGCCUUCUCGUUCUCUGGAACUUGAAGUUGGGAACUUCGGGAACCAGACGACAGGUUUUGUAGGGGACAUGUAUGGAACAGGUGACAUUCUGAGGUCGGUUUCAAUCCCUUCUGAUACAGACAAGCCUAUGAUCGUCGAGCUAGCGGUUGCAGCUAUGGAAGAACUCGUGAGAAUGGCUCAAGCUGGGGAUCCAUUAUGGGUUUCGACCGGUAACUCGAUGGACCUUCCGAACGAAGAAGAGGAUUUCAGAACGUUUCCAAGAGGAAUCGGACCAAAGCCAUUAGGGUUGAGAACAGAAGCGUCAAGAGAAUCAGCUGUUGUUAUAAUGAAUCACAUCAACCUCGUUGAGAUUCUCAUGGAUGUGAAUCAAUGGUCUUGUGUGUUCUCUGGGAUCGUGUCAAGAGCCUUGACACUUGAAGUUCUGUCGACUGGAGUUGCUGGGAACUACAAUGGUGCAUUGCAAGUGAUGACAGCUGAGUUUCAAGUUCCGUCGCCGCUAGUCCCGACACGUGAGAACUACUUUGUGAGAUACUGUAAACAGCAUAGCGACGGUUCUUGGGCUGUGGUUGAUGUCUCUUUGGACAGCCUUAGGCCGAACCUAAUCUCAAGAACAAGAAGAAGGCCUUCAGGUUGUCUGAUUCAAGAGCUGCCUAAUGGUUAUUCUAAGGUCACAUGGAUAGAGCAUAUGGAGGUGGAUGAUAGAUCGGUUCACACAAUGUAUAAACCGUUGGUUCAUUCCGGUUUAGCUUUCGGAGCCAAACGUUGGGUGUCUACACUCGAACGCCAGUGCGAGCGGCUCGCGAGUUCGAUGGCCAGCAACAUUCCGGCGAGUGAUCUUUCGGUUAUUACGAGUCCAGAAGGGAGGAAGAGCAUGUUGAAGCUGGCUGAGAGGAUGGUGAUGAGUUUCUGCACCGGUGUUGGCGCGUCGACUGCACACGCGUGGACAACAAUGUCGUCGACGGGAUCCGAUGAUGUUCGGGUGAUGACCCGAAAGAGUAUGGAUGAUCCGGGGAGACCUCCGGGUAUUGUUCUUAGCGCUGCGACGUCGUUCUGGAUUCCGGUUGCUCCGAAAAGGGUUUUCGAUUUCCUCCGCGACGAAAAUUCAAGAAGCGAGUGGGAUAUUCUGUCCAAUGGAGGAAUGGUUCAAGAAAUGGCUCAUAUAGCAAACGGUCGUGAACCUGGAAACUGUGUCUCCUUACUCCGAGUCAAUAGCGGGAACUCGAGCCAGAGCAACAUGCUGAUACUACAAGAGAGCUGCACUGAUGCGUCUGGAUCGUACGUGAUUUAUGCGCCGGUGGAUAUAGUGGCGAUGAACGUUGUCCUAAGCGGAGGAGAUCCUGAUUACGUGGCGUUGUUGCCGUCUGGUUUUGCUAUAUUACCGGAUGGUUCUGUCGGAGGAGGAGGAGGAGAUGGGAAUGAUCAGGAAGUGGUUUCUUCUUCUAGUGCUUCGGGAAGCUGUGGUUCACUUUUAACCGUUGCGUUUCAGAUACUUGUCGACUCUGUUCCCACAGCUAAGCUCUCUCUUGGCUCGGUGGCUACGGUUAAUAGUCUCAUCAAAUGUACUGUGGAGAGGAUCAAAGCCGCUCUUGCUUGUGACGUAGGUGGAGGAGCACCGUAAUUUUUCCAGAAGUAAGAAUAAGAGGCCGGACGAGGGAAAGUAGCGGUCACGGUUUCUAGUUUUGUGCGUUUUGAAAAUCCAAAGGAAGUCAAGAACGCACCUUUUUGCGUUUAAUCUUUAUCUCAGAAAGAUGUGAAAGAAAGGGGUAGAGGGGUUCGGGUAUUGACUUCUGAUGGAAACCCACGUUUUAUGUUUGUCUAUUUAAGCAUUUUGCGUUAGUGACACUCUAUGAACACUUUUGAGUUUCUCCCACCAAGUGUAUGUGUUGUUCUUCCUUGUUUUGUUGUGGAACUACUAUGUAUGGAUGAAAUCUUGGUUAUUAGUACUACAUUAAACUCUCU